This is a messenger RNA of Salvia splendens (bonfire salvia), 1154 nucleotides long. RefSeq lists its product as uncharacterized. Lineage: Eukaryota; Viridiplantae; Streptophyta; Magnoliopsida; Lamiales; Lamiaceae. The transcript has 2 exons. The record is from RefSeq and is a predicted model, not a curated record. Bases 282 to 986 code for a protein of 234 amino acids.
UUCAAAUCUGUCUUUCUUCUUGGUGAUAGUAAAAGGUUGGUUCUUUGCUCUUGGUUGGUAGGAAUUUCAUAGUGGAGAGACAUAGAGGGAGUAUUUGUGUUCUAUCUGCGUUGUUCAUGGUGUAUUCCGCCUCUGACUGCCUUAUUUUUUUAACAUCACUUCAUCUCCUUCUAGCUCAGGAAUGGAGCUUUUUGCUUGAUUUUUUAGUUGCUGCAUAGAGACAUAUGGCUUGCCUAAAUGAGGAGACUAUGGGUGCAAAUGCAUAGUAGUAUGAAGAUUAUAUGGUUGGGUGGGAAUCAUUCUUCAUCGAUGAUCAAGCGAGAGAGCAGGGAUCUCGAGGCAGCAACUCCCGAAGAAGGACAAGUUCUGAAACAGAGGGACGACAUGAGAUGAGUCUCUACAGAAAGAGCUUCCUCAACCUAAACUGUCCGGACAGAUCAGUGCUGGUAGACUUGAACUUGGACACGGAGAGGUCCAACAACGACCACUGGCUCGACCACAAGAAUGCUGAGUUCUCAAAUCCAGGGUCGUGCGAUUUCAAUUUCAACAUAAGCGUUUGUUCACCCGAUUUUAGCAGUAUACAACAUAUGGACACCACUGACCAUACCCUAAUGGCUUCACCGCAAUAUCUCCAGCAAAUGGAGCUCGUACCACGACAUAUCCUAUCAUCUGGCACCAUGCCCUACGACAGAUAUUUCCACAAACAUGGCAUUUUUCCCUGGAGCAUAACCACCCCUCAUACGGACCAGUUUGUCCAUGAGCAGAGCACUAGUAGCAAGAGGGCCCCGUUUGCCCCAAAACUCGAGGCCAAGACCGAAGAGCUCUUGACAGCAAAUGGGAGCAAGAGUGAGGGGCCUAUGUAUUUCCCCUUUCUCUCUAAUGAACGUAUGAUGCAUCAAGAAGCUUGGUAUGCGGCCUCUUUGAAAAGGAAGGAGCCCGAGGGAGGGCUCAACUGCCUCCACCUCGGCUACGAACAGCUAACUUAGUUCCUUCUUUGCUCAGCUAUGUUUACUAACUUUCAUAUUCCACAAAUAUUUUGCCCUUUCACACUGCUUCUCAACUUGUGUAUAACUGUAGAAAUUAGAAUAUUGAGAUACCUUCAAGAUUCUUGAUUUUUGCCUACCAAAUUCAUAGCUUUGUUACAUGCUUUCAAA